Aspergillus terreus NIH2624 is the source of this 1077-nucleotide messenger RNA. RefSeq names its product NIF domain protein. The transcript is spliced from 2 exons. Gene Ontology annotation, molecular function: phosphoprotein phosphatase activity. The coding region runs from base 1 to 1077 and encodes 358 amino acids. Lineage: Eukaryota; Fungi; Ascomycota; Eurotiomycetes; Eurotiales; Aspergillaceae. The record is from RefSeq and is a predicted model, not a curated record.
AUGCCCAACCCACCGAUGCAGUUCCCGCUAGAUCCUAACGCACCCUCAUGGAACUCGUCCUCGUGGAACGAUAUGAACAACCCUAUGAACUUUCUUCCUCCUCUGCCGCCACCGCCAAUCAUGAACUUUGGCGGACAACUCCCGGAUCUGCCGGCGCCGCCCAUGCUCAGCGGCUUCCCCUCGUUUCCAUUCGACCCCAUGGCCUUUGCGGCAGCUGGACCUGCCGGUGCACACGCGGCCAACUUGAACGGACAAGUCUCAGCACCCUUCAACGGCCCACGCCACGAUCGAAGCUCCGUCCCACCGGAACCACCAGCACCACCCGCACCAACCGAUUCAUACCUGACGCAGUCCUCGCAACCACCGCGGAAGCUCCCCUUCCCGCGACCGCUUCUCGUCAUCCUAGACCUGAACGGCACGCUCAUCUACCGCAAACACCGCCGCAUGCCGCCGGUGUUCGCCCGCCGCGCCGGCCUCGACCAGUUCCUCGACACCCUCCUGCAAAAAUACAAGGUGAUGAUCUGGUCGAGCUCGCAGCCGGAAACCGUCAACGCGGUGUGCGAGAAGCUCUUCACGGGCAAACAGCGCGCCGCGCUCGUCGCCGAAUGGGGCCGUGACAAAUUCGGCCUGACCAAGUCGCAGUACCGCGCCAAGAUCCAGGUCUACAAGACGCUCAGCACGGUGUGGGCCAGCGACGACGUGCAGGCCUCGUACCCCAGCUCGCGCGCCACCCGCAAACGCCAGAAAGGCAAGAACGGCGGCGCUUCCGCUGGUGGUCCCCACUGGGACCAGACCAACACCAUCCUGAUCGACGACAGCAAGCUCAAGGCCGUUAGCCAGCCGUACAAUAUCCUCGAGAUCCCCGAGUUCACCAACCAGCCCGGUGUCGACGAGGCUGCCAUCUUUCCCAAGGUCCUGCAGUGUCUGGACGCGCUGUCCCGCCACGACGACGUCAGCAAGGUGCUCCAGCAGUGGUCUUCCCAGCUCACGGGGACCAGUGUGCUGGAUUUUGUCGCAGGCGGCGAUGUAGUCGACCCAGACGACGUCGCGGGCGCGCAAAGCGGCGUCUCUGCGUGA